This is a messenger RNA of Oryza brachyantha (malo sina), 3219 nucleotides long. Its product is annotated as pumilio homolog 23. Bases 307 to 2832 code for a protein of 841 amino acids. Gene Ontology annotation, biological process: ribosomal small subunit export from nucleus; endonucleolytic cleavage in 5'-ETS of tricistronic rRNA transcript (SSU-rRNA, 5.8S rRNA, LSU-rRNA); endonucleolytic cleavage to generate mature 5'-end of SSU-rRNA from (SSU-rRNA, 5.8S rRNA, LSU-rRNA). The record is from RefSeq and is a predicted model, not a curated record. Gene Ontology annotation, cellular component: nucleolus; preribosome, small subunit precursor; 90S preribosome. Gene Ontology annotation, molecular function: RNA binding. The transcript is spliced from 11 exons. Lineage: Eukaryota; Viridiplantae; Streptophyta; Magnoliopsida; Poales; Poaceae.
CCCCGAUACUCCCCUCCACCGCCUUCCCCCCUCCAUCUCAUCGUCACCAUCACCAUCAUCCUGCUGCAUAUCGCCCCCACCCAAGUCCCGACCUCCCCGCUGGGGCGGUGCUGCUGCAACCAGGGUGGUGGCGCAGCGUUGAGGGGAGCACGGCGGUCGGUCCCCGGCCUACGGUUUCCGGACCGGUGUGCCGCGCUUGCGAGAAGCGCGCUGCCCCCCUCUUCAAGACUCCACCCUUUGUUUCCGCGGCCACGAAUGAGCAUCGGACCUAGCUGAGUUGAGUUGUUGUCAAGGUGCAACAUUACCAUGGUUUGUUUUGGGUCAAAGGCUCUUCGACGGAAGGGUGGCAAACAAAAAGACUUGCUUGAGGGAGAUCUAGAUGAUAGCUUGCCGGUGAGGAGAGGAAGGAAGGAUAAGAGUGAAAAGACUCAAAAAGGGGGUUCUAGGUCAAGCAACAGACCUGCUGCUGAGAAGAAAGCUAAACAUGGGAAGAAAAGGAGUGAGGAUGGCAAGAAGGGUAAAGGGCAUGGGAAGGGACGCCAUUCAGAUGGUUCCAUGGAGAUGAAUCAUGGCCCAAUGAAGAAUGAUAAUGCAUUGCUGCCCUCCAAAGCAUUGAAGCCAGUAACAAAUGUUCUCAGGAAAAAGGUUGAUCCAGAAACUGCAAGGUAUUUUUUGGAGAUUUCUAACCUAUUUGCCAACAAGGAGAUUGAUUUGGAGGAGCGCUCAACUAUAUGUGCCAAUGCCUUGGAAGAAACUAAAGGGAAAGAGCUUGAACUUGCCACUGAUGGUCCAAUAAGCCACACUUUGCAGGUCCUUGUAGAAGGUUGUGAAUUGGAACAGCUAUGUGUGUUCCUUCACAAUUCCAUCGAGUCUUUUCAUAUCAUUGCUGUCGAUAAAUUUGGAUCACACGUGGCUGAAGCAGCUCUCAAGUCUCUAGCAACGCAUCUUGAAGACGAGACCUCCAGGGACAUUAUAGAAGAUAUACUGAAUAGGAUAUGCAAGGUCAUUGCUGCAGAUGCUGCUAAUGUGAUGUCAAGUUGCUAUGGAUCCCAUGUUAUACGAACACUUCUUUGUCUUUGUAAGGGGGUUCCCUUACAGUCAUUGCAAGACUUCCACACCACAAAGAGAUCUGCUGUUCUUGCUGAGCGGUUGAGCUGCGGUUCAAAGCAAUCAGGUGGAAAUGAUCCAAAGAACCAUGGAGUUGGUUUUUCAGACAUUUUUAAGUCAUUUGUUAGAGAGAUGCUGCAAAAUGCAAAACAUGACAUUUCAACUUUACAAACUGACAAGAACAGUAGCCUGGUAUUACAGACCGCACUUAAACUGUCAGCUGGUGAUGAUCAUGAAUUGAAUUAUAUAAUAUCAAUUCUUCUUGGUUUUAAUGAGGAUGGCACUGCCCAUACAAAAGAUUGUAGGGAACAAAAGAAUGAAAUUAUUGCUUUACUUGAAGAUACUGCUUACAGCCAUCUGUUGGAGGUCAUUGUGGAGGUUGCCCCUGAGGAACUGCGCAACAAUAUGCUAACAGGUACUCUUAAGGGUGCAUUAUUUGCGAUCUCAUCUCACCACUGUGGCAAUUAUGUGGUUCAAGCUUUAGUAGCAUCAGCUAAAACCUCAGACCAGAUGGAGCAAAUUUGGGAUGAACUUGGUUCCAGUAUCAAGGAGUUGCUUGAACUAGGAAAGACAGGUGUUGUGGCUUCCAUCUUAGCGGCAUGCCAGAGGCUUGAAACAAAACGCCUUGAGAGUUCCCAAGCUCUUUCUGCAGCAUUAAGUUCAAAUUCUGAAUCCCCUGAUAGCAUUGUUGCACAUAUACUUUUUCUUGAGGGCUACCUCCAGAAGAAAUCUUCUUGGGAAUGGCCUCUUGGUGCAAAAAUGAGUGUCCUGGGUUGUCUGAUGCUGCAAUCAAUUCUGCAAUACCCACAUCAAUAUAUUCGACCAUAUGUUUCUAGCUUGCUGGCAAUGGAUGAUGAUAAGAUCCUUCAAAUUUCCAAGGAUUCAGGGGGUAGCCGUGUUCUUGAGGCUUUUCUAUGUUCUAGUACCACUGCAAAGCGGAAAUUUAAAGUUUUUGCAAAGUUGCAAGGCCAUUAUGGAGAGAUAGCUAUGAAUCCUUCUGGCUCAUUCUUAGUUGAGAAGUGCUUUACUGCCAGUAAUUUUUCUCAUAAAGAGGCCAUUGUGGUUGAGCUUUUGGCCGUGCAAACUGAUCUGUCUAGGACAAAACAUGGAUUCCACUUGUUAAAGAAGUUGGAUGUUGAGAGGUAUUCAAGGCGACCUGAUCAAUGGAGGGCCAGCCAAACUUCGAAAGAAACUACUCACAGAGAAUUUCAAGUGGAGUUUGGCUUGAGCAGUAAAGGUGCUGGGCAGAGCAUUGAAGAACAUCUCUCUUCUCAAAGUCCUGCUAAGAAGAAGCGUAACCAGAAAGACAAGGCUGAUGUAAUUACUGAAGAUGCCGGUACCAACAAGCCACAUUUAUCCCACGUAGGCAAAACCAAGAGGUUGAAGUCCACGGAGGCAACUUCUGAGAAAGCAUCAAGCAACAAGACACUCAUGAGUGAAGAUGCCAGCACCAGCAUGGCAUUCCCGAAGAACUCCGGCAAGAGGAAAGCACCAGGUUUCCUUUCAGACAAAACAAGUUUCAAAAAACAAAAACAUCAUAAACCCAAUGCUGGUAAAUCCGAUGGCAAGAUGUUUGUUCGGGAUAGCUCUAGCACACCAUUUGUCAGGAAUGCUGGCAAACAGAAACAGUCUAUUGCCGAGCUUGCUGAUCUGGCUGGUAAGGAGAAACUGAGUGCAAGCGAAGUGCGCAAACUGCUGAAACCCGAGAUGCCAUGCAAAAGUUAGCAAAUUCAUAUUUUUGUGGGUAGUUGUAGAAAACAUGAUCAUCUGAGCUAGUUUUCCCCUUCUCCUUCAAAGGUGGGGAUGCGCAAUUUUGUUUACUAUUUAUCCUUUUAACUUUUGUUAUGAGCUCUAAGAUUCAAGGAAUAGAGUGUUACUUGGUAACACGGGAAGGCUGAGAUAGUUUUGUUGAAGUGGAGAUUUUUCUGAAAAUUCAGCAAACCAUCAGCAUCGUCUUCGCUGAACAUCUGAAAACAAAUUCGUACCAAUUCCAUAUCAUACCUUUCAGCAACACUUGAUGUGUAUUUUACUAGAAAAGAUGAACAUGUCUCUGAACACUAGCAACCAGUUUAAUCUUCGUCAAAUGUCAAAUUAUAGCUUGUAGGUGUUAGA